CAGACCAUAUUAAGAAAUCGCAAGAUAUCAUUCCAUGUCACCCCACCACCGCCUACCAAAGGGCUCUUGGGCUCAAUUCUUCACGGCUGACGCCACAUACCUGAACUAUAUCGCCGUUUCGGUUAGUUAAAAUGAUUAUUCCGACAAUUUCUGGUUCUGACAUUUUGUGGAAACUGAACUGCGCUUACAUCCUAGUGGGGUGUCUGCUGCCUGUUGUAGACACUCACAUUAACUGUAAGGUGAUCCAACAUCCUAACUAUACAACGACCUAUGACCUCCAUGAACUACCUGAAUCUCUGCCUUUGGACAAUUGCGAGACCCAGUGGUUGGAUGAAAACAUGACUGUUCUUGCCAAUGACAAAGAGAUAGACGAAAACCGUACUUUGGCUCAGACCAGUCACUCCAUCACCAUCUUAGGCUGCCUGGACAGACUGACCUACUCAAUGGACUGCACGCUGACUGUGGCACCAUUUUGGGACGUGCAGUGCCUCACUAAUUGCAGUCAUGGACCUUACAAACGUGCCACCAAUCUCCACAGUAAUGACCAUGUCCCCAUCAAUCAAGAUGCUAGGAACCACACCGUUGUCUGGGUGCUGAUGGGUGUGGUUGGAGUCGCCGUGUUACUGCUGGGUGUGAAGGCAGCAUAUGUAUUAAAGAAGAGAUAUGUCUGCAAGACAUGGAACAAGAUGUCGACCCAACACUGUUCCUCAGUGUGAUGCUAGCUGGCUGGCUGGAUGUGUGGGUUGGUGGAUGGUGGGGAUGGUUUAAUGCAAUGCAACUGUUUGAGUGUUUAAGAGUUUCCUGUAAUGGUCCUGUGGCAUGACAUAGCACGUGUUACAUUCUGAGACAGCUUUAGUAAACUUAUUCUGACUGUGGAAGUCUAGAGUCUCCUUCAGCUGCACCAGCGAGUGCACAAUGAGUAACUAGGCAUUAUACAAACUAUUCUAAAAUAUUACUACUCUGGGAAAUAAUGACUCAGAAUAAUAUCUCUUGUGGUUUGAAGAAUCAUAUACGGGUUACAUGAAUACUGUCUCAAGGAUAUGAUCAGGAUUAGACUUCAGACCCCCUAAUAUAUAUAUAUAUACACUAUAUAUGAUCAGAGUUAGACUACUACCUCUACCCCCUAAUAUAUACACUAUAUAUGAUCAGGGUUAGACUUCAGACUACUACCUCUACCCCCUAAUAUAUACAAUAUGUAUGAUCAGGGUUAGACUUCAGACCCCCUAAUAUACACACUAUAUAUGAUCAGGGUUAGACUACUACCUCUACCCCCUAAUAUAUACAAUAUAUAUGAUCAGGGUUAGGCUUCAGACUACUCCCUCUACCCCCUAAUAUAUACGAUCAGGGUUAUAUUUCAGACUACUCCCUCUACCCCCUAAUAUAUACAAUAUAUAUGAUCAGGGUUAGAUUUCAGACUACUCCCUCUACCCCUAAUAUAUAUACACUAUAAAUGGAUACUACAUUGAAAGAUGACUGUUCUGUUCACCAUAUUGUUUUAUUGAUCAGAAUAUAUAUAUUUUUAUUGAUCAGAAUAUAUAUUGUUUUAUUGAUCAGAAUAUACUCUUUAUGUAGCUAUUUGCAGAAGACACAUUUCAGUUGAAUGCAUUCAGUUGUACAACUGACUAGGUUGUCUUUCCCUUCAUGUAAUAUUUUGUAUAAUAUUGUAAAUGCUGUACUCAAAUUUAUACAUAAUGUAUAACAUAUAUAUAUAUAUAUACACACACAUCUCAGUAUGUGAUAUUAAUAUUAUGCACAAUAAUUGUGCCAGAUGAAGACAAUGCAACUUACACCCAGGUUGGGGUCACUUCCUUUUCAAUUCAGCCAAUUCAGGAAGUAUACUGAAAGUCAAAUUUCACAUUUUCCUCAAAUUUGAAUUUCAGUUUACUUCCUGAAUUGUCUGAAUUGAAAUGGAUUUGACCCCAACCCUGACUUAACCAUAUGUGUUAAGAGUAAGUCUAGAGUAAGACAUUCUUUUGAGAUUGAAACCAUUGUUGAUUUGAGGGAGACCUAUGAAAUGUUUUUUUGUGUGAUCAUUCCAUGGGUUACUGUCCUUACAUGCUAUAUACAGUUGAAGUUGGAAGUUUACAUACACUAGGUUGGAGUCAUUAAAACUUGUUUUUCAACCACUCCACAAAUGUCUUGUUAACAAACUAUAGUUUUGGCAAGUCGGUUAGG
Oncorhynchus tshawytscha (Chinook salmon) is the source of this 2175-nucleotide messenger RNA. RefSeq lists its product as uncharacterized. Bases 132 to 716 code for a protein of 194 amino acids. The record is from RefSeq and is a predicted model, not a curated record. The transcript has 7 exons. NCBI's taxonomy places the organism in Eukaryota, Metazoa, Chordata, Actinopteri, Salmoniformes, Salmonidae.